Neofelis nebulosa (Clouded leopard) is the source of this 1797-nucleotide messenger RNA. It is a transcript of the gene IL17D, whose product is annotated as interleukin 17D. The record is from RefSeq and is a predicted model, not a curated record. Gene Ontology annotation, cellular component: extracellular region. Gene Ontology annotation, biological process: inflammatory response. Gene Ontology annotation, molecular function: cytokine activity. NCBI's taxonomy places the organism in Eukaryota, Metazoa, Chordata, Mammalia, Carnivora, Felidae. The transcript is spliced from 3 exons. The coding region runs from base 380 to 988 and encodes 202 amino acids.
GGCGCGGGCGGCCGUCAGAGGCACUCGCAGCCCAGCGCGCAGCAGCCCGGCAGGCACACGCACACGCGCACCCCGCAGCCGCCCCCCGCGCGGCCCCCGGCCCGGGGCGGCGGCGGCGGCGGCGGCCCGGGGCGCGCGGGCCGGCGCUGGGCGGGGCCCCGGGGCCCCCUGGGGCGGCGGGCGGGCGGGGGCGGCGCUCGGGGGCCCGUCUGGUCAGCACCCAUCCUCCGGGCGGGCCGCACGGUCCGCGGCGCGACGGGGGCGGGGGGCGGGGGGCGGGGGGAGGGGGGGGCGGAGGGGUGGGGGGCGGGGGCGCCCACCGGCUCCCAGACCGCGGCGGGGCGCGGGCGCUGAGCGGCGGCCUGUCUCGCAGGUCUGGAUGCUGGCGGUCGGCGUUCUGCUGGCGCUGGCGCCGGGCCGGGCGGCGGGCGCCCUGAGGGCGAGCAGACGCCCGGCGCGGCCGCGGGGCUGCGCCGAGCGGCCCGAGGAGCUCCUGGAGCAGCUGUACGGGCGGCUGGCGGCCGGCGUGCUGGGCGCCUUCCACCACACGCUGCAGCUGGGGCCGCGCGAGCAGGCGCGCAACGCGAGCUGCCCGGCAGGGGGCAGGCCCGGCGACCGGCGCUUCCGGCCGCCCACCAACCUGCGCAGCGUGUCGCCGUGGGCCUACAGAAUUUCCUACGACCCUGCCAGGUACCCCAAGUACCUGCCCGAGGCCUACUGCCUGUGCAGGGGCUGCCUGACCGGGCUCUUCGGGGAGGAGGACCUACGUUUCCGGAGCGCCCCGGUGUACAUGCCCACCGUCAUCCUGCGGCGGACCUCGGCCUGCGCGGGCGGCCGCUGGGUGUACACCGAGGAGUACGUCACCGUGCCCGUGGGCUGCACCUGCGUCCCCGAGCAGGAGAAGGAGGCCGACGCCGUCAACUCCAGCAUGGACAAGCAGGGCGCCAGGCUUCUGCUCGGCCCCGGCGACAAGCCGGGCCGGCCCUGAGGCCCUUGCUGCCCGAGGCCCGCGUCCCCGGAGCCGCCUCCUAGGCGAGCAAGCGAGGACGUAGCGAGCAAACGGGACGCGCCUGCGCGGGACGGGCCCUCGGCCCAGCCGGCCGCCCUCCCACCCCCGCUUUCCUUCCGGGCGGAAGCAGCGGGGCGGCCAAGGCAGGCUGCCGGAAGUCACCCCGGGGACGCGACGUCAGGCCGGCGGCGUGCGGCCGGGACCUGCCCAAGGUGGCUGGAGGCCGGGAGGGGAAAACAUUUUUUCAGAAGCACGAUGGGAAUCUUCAGAUAAACUUUUUAGAUGGCGCGGUGGCCGUCCCGGAUUCGGCCAGGCCCCAGUCGCUGACCACAACGGAACGGACGGGGCUAAAUGUGACCCGUUUCCGCUGAAGGUCUCCGCAGGCUGCCGCGCGGAGGACCGGGAAGCCCCGGGGCUCCGCUCGCCGCCCCCAGGCCAGGGGUUCCAGGGAUCUCAGACUUUGUUCAGGAGCAGAUUCAUACAGCUGAACAUUUGUUUUCCCUUUGAAAGUAAGUGGGGCCAAGUAAGAGGUGGAGGGAUGAGGCGAGAGGUAGAAUGUGGUGUCUCUGCCACGUGUCAAGAAUCCAAGUCUCAGUUUCAGGGCCUCAGGAACUAGCCGAAUGGGAGAAGCGGGCCUACUUACGAUUCCGGAAGUCCGUAUUGGGGGCCUCUUUUUCACACCCUGCGAUGUGAGCUAAAUCCAUAGCCUCUUCUGUAGGUUGAACACCAUUAUUUGUAAAAGCGAGAAUUUCUUUUGAAAUCAUUAAAGCAACGGUGGAUGAAGGGUA